Molecule: messenger RNA, 1545 nt
Organism: Camarhynchus parvulus
Lineage: Eukaryota; Metazoa; Chordata; Aves; Passeriformes; Thraupidae
Product: probable G-protein coupled receptor 83
Exons: 4
Coding region: 224-1462 (412 amino acids)
Biological process (GO): neuropeptide signaling pathway
Cellular component (GO): membrane
Molecular function (GO): neuropeptide Y receptor activity
Source: RefSeq, a predicted model, not a curated record
GAUCACUGCUGGAAAGAUGUCUUUGGAUUCAUUUAGAGCGGAAGGUGAAUGUUUCUGCAUUGGGAAGAAGUUCCUGCGACAGCAGCACAGGAUGGUCGGGCAGCCUGCUUGAGCCCAGAGCUCACCUGUGAUGUUCUUGCUCUUCCUGCUGUGUGAGAGUGUGUGUGAUCCCAAACCAGCCCCUUUCUGACACACCAACAGGGAAGACUGGGGCUGACCUACCAUGCCUCACUCACUGCUUCAGCUAUCCAAGUCACAGGUGACAGGGUUUCUUGAGGAAUUUGACCAUUACUCUUCCAUGGCCAAGCUCAUGUCCAUCUACCAUGCAACGAACAGGAGCAUCUUCAACUGGACAGAGAGCCGCAUUGUUGAGUGGGAGAAAUUUGCUGAGCUGGCUAAAUAUGAGCCAGAAUCCCAGAAGCCAACAGUGAAAGCGCUGCUAAUCGUGGCCUACUCGGUCAUUAUCGUCAUGUCUCUCUUUGGGAACAUGCUGGUGUGCCACGUGGUGCUGAAGAACAAGAGGAUGCACUCAGCCACCAGCCUCUUCAUCGUCAACCUGGCAGUGUCAGACAUCAUGAUCACGCUGCUCAACACACCUUUCACCUUGGUCCGCUUUGUGAACAGCACGUGGAUCUUUGGGAAGGCCAUGUGCCACAUCAGCCGCUUUGUGCAGUACUGCUCCCUGCACGUGUCCACCCUGACCCUGACGGCCAUCGCCCUCGACAGGCACCAGGUCAUCCUGAACCCGCUGAAGCAGAGGAUGUCCCUGACAAAGGGAGCUCUGAGCAUCUCUGUCAUCUGGCUGAUGGCAACCUGUUUCUCCCUGCCCCAUGCUGUCUAUCAAAAGCUUUUCCAGUAUAACUACAGGGAAGCCACUGUCCGGAGUCUGUGCCUCCCUGACUUCCCCGAGCCUGCAGAGUUGGUCUGGAAGUAUCUGGACCUGUCUACCUUCCUCCUUCUUUACCUCCUGCCCCUGCUGAUCAUCACCGUCACCUACAUGCGCCUGGCCAAGAAGCUGUGGCUGCGCAAUGCCAUCGGGGACGUCACCACGCAGCAGUAUGUCACCCACCACAGGAACAAGAAGAAGAGCAUCAAGAUGCUGAUGCUGGUGGUGGUGGUCUUUGCAGUCUGCUGGUUCCCCCUGAACUGCUACGUGGUGCUGAUCUCCAGCCUGGGCAUCAGGACGAAGAACUCGCUCUAUUUCGCGCUGCACUGGUUCGCCAUGAGCAGCACCUGCUACAACCCCUUCAUCUACUGCUGGCUGAACGAGAGCUUCCGCACGGGGCUGCGCUCCCUGCUCUGCAUCUGCCACAGGGUGCCGCAGCCUCGGGAGCAGGCGCUGCCCCCCAGGGCCAUGUCCUGCCGUGAGGCAUGGCUGGAGCAGGCCAGGUGCAGGAAGGGACCCUCCUCCCAGGCCAGCUGCUCCACCAGGAACCUCCCGAUGGCCAGCACGGACCUGUGAGCCAUGGGGAGUUACCUGGUUGUGGGAGGCACCAAAGGGCAUCUCCCAGGCUCUCCUCAGGAGCCAGCAUUGCUGCUCUGUUG